Molecule: messenger RNA, 1430 nt
Organism: Drosophila rhopaloa
Lineage: Eukaryota; Metazoa; Arthropoda; Insecta; Diptera; Drosophilidae
Gene: Phm
Product: peptidylglycine alpha-hydroxylating monooxygenase
Exons: 8
Coding region: 142-1239 (365 amino acids)
Biological process (GO): peptide metabolic process
Cellular component (GO): membrane; extracellular region
Molecular function (GO): copper ion binding; oxidoreductase activity, acting on paired donors, with incorporation or reduction of molecular oxygen, reduced ascorbate as one donor, and incorporation of one atom of oxygen
Source: RefSeq, a predicted model, not a curated record
AUAUAUAAGCUGGGCCUAGCUACGUGUGGAAAAUUAUCAGGGCGCAAUACAAAACGUAUUGUUCUUCCACAUAGGAAGGUUUUUUGUUUCGUUUUCUCAACAAGUAUUCGGUGCAUAUUGAAACAAAAAAGAAAAACGAAAAUGCCGAGAAUAUCUGAAGUAACCGUAUCCGUGGGAUUCCUCUUGCUUAUCAGCCUGAUAAGUGUCGACGGCCUUGUAAAAGGGGGGAACUACCAAAACUCGGUAUAUCAACGGAAUCUGGAUACCAAUUCCGCAACAGGCACAACGGCUUCGUUUCCAUUCCUGAUGCCCAAUGUUUCCCCGCAAACACUGGAUUUGUAUUUGUGCACACCAAUCAAAGUCGAUCCAACUACCACCUACUAUAUUGUUGGCUUCAAUCCCAAUGCCACCAUGAACACGGCUCAUCACAUGCUGCUUUACGGAUGCGGAGAGCCCGGAACCACGAAAACCACUUGGAAUUGUGGCGAGAUGAAUCGAGCUUCCAAAGAAGAGUCAGCCAGUCCCUGCGCACCCCAUGCACAUUCUCAGAUAAUAUACGCUUGGGCCAGAGACGCCCAGAGGCUGAAUUUGCCCGAGGGAGUGGGUUUCAAGGUGGGCAAGAACUCACCGACCAAGUACUUGGUGUUGCAGGUUCAUUAUGCCCACAUUGACAAAUUUAAAGAUGGUUCCACUGAUGACUCUGGCGUAUUCUUGGAUUAUACAGAAGAGCCACGUAAAAAGUUGGCAGGUACUCUAUUGCUGGGCACUGACGGAAUGAUUCCGGCCAUGAAAACGGAGCACCUGGAAACCGCUUGCGAAGUGAAUGAGCCAAAGGUCCUGCAUCCUUUUGCCUACCGGGUGCACACCCAUGGUCUGGGAAAGGUGGUCUCUGGAUACCGGGUCAGAACCAACAGUGAAGGUGAACAAGAGUGGCUGCAGCUGGGCAAGAGGGAUCCCCUAACGCCUCAGAUGUUCUACAACGUCACCAGCAGGGCGCCCAUUGUGGAAGGAGAUAAGAUUGCCGUGAGGUGUACUCUGGAGAGUACCCGUCACCGGAUAACCAAAAUUGGUCCCACGAAUGAAGACGAGAUGUGCAAUUUUUACCUCAUGUACUACGUGGAUAAUGGGGAAACCCUGGACAUGAAAUUCUGCUUUAGCCAGGGCGCUCCCUACUAUUACUGGUCCAAUCCCGACUCUGGCCUACACAAUAUCCCACAUAUCGAAGCGAGCACUUUGUAAUUUGUCGUCGGUUGACAGCUUUGGAAAGUGAAACGAAUGUAUACUACUUUAUUGUCUGGAUUAUUUUAUCGUGUAUAACAAUUAAUGAUGGUUUAGCAUCAUUCCGUAUCCUAUUCUGUUGGCCACCAAUGAUUUAUGCAAGAUAUUUGUGCGUGUAAAUAAACAUAUGUAGAUAAUUCGCGAGAUCCCAA